Molecule: messenger RNA, 7837 nt
Organism: Gallus gallus (chicken)
Lineage: Eukaryota; Metazoa; Chordata; Aves; Galliformes; Phasianidae
Gene: COL14A1
Product: collagen type XIV alpha 1 chain
Exons: 48
Coding region: 1600-7275 (1891 amino acids)
Cellular component (GO): interstitial matrix
Molecular function (GO): protein binding
Source: RefSeq, a predicted model, not a curated record
AGUCGGAGGGAGGGGAGCGAGCGGCAGCACCCCCGGCCCCGACUCACCCGCUGCUGCCCGCCCAGGUCGGUGCGAGCUCCGCGUUUGUGCGUCCGUGGCCGGGGUGAGGCGGGCAGGGGCUGGCUGCGAGCGGGAGUGCUGCGCGGGCACCUGUGAAGUGCGGGGCGAAGAAGGGAAGAGGGAACAGGGGUUUCCACCCGUGAGAGCAGCUUCUCUCCUUCCCGCGGCUGCUGCGGAGCGCGGCCGGGCACGUCGCUUUUCUCGCGGUUGCCGUGGGGUGUGAGCGCGCUGCCCGGGCACGCGCGGAGGGGAUUCCCGCUGUCUCCGUCAGGAUCCCGUGCUUCAGCUCGGCGGAGGCAACGCGCUGCCCCACUGUCGUGCGAGUUGGAAGGCGCUUUCAAGCGGGGUGCUCGCAGGAUCCGAUAGCGGACAGCGCCCCGAAGAGAGUCGAGAGGGGGCCGGGGUGGGGCUGCAGGUGGAUGGCGCCGAGCCGCGGCCCCUCAGGGCGGGCUGAGCCGCGCCGCGAGGGCUGCGGGAGGCGAGCGGGACGUGGCCGCCGAGGGGCUGCCGGAACCGGGCUGGGGCGCCCUGCCGAGCCCCCCGUUCCUUCCUGCCCUGCUCGUUCGGGGGCGGCCGCCAUGGCGGCGGGGCUGCGGCUCCCUCAGCGCGGCGGAGGGCUGGGGCGGGUCACGCUGCUCUGUUCGCCUGCGGGACGUCGACCUCACUGAGCCUGCUGCCGUUCCCAGACUCCGGCUGGGUGCUGGGUCAGGCUGCUCUGUGAGAAGCCACCGCGAUGUAACCGCGGUGGCUUGGUCCCUGUUCCUUGGCUGUAUUUAAGUGGUAACCAGAACCACGGCACUCCUCUGGCAGGUCUUGCCUAUGGGAGGUGGGCGUACAUCAGGUUUCUCUCGGACUGAGAGGCCUCACAGCUACCGCUUUCCGCUGAGGAAGGUGCCCCGUUGCGAGGCGCGUACAGCCCGGGCAGCCCACGGCACGGAGCGCGUGGGGAGCAGCGGUGCUCGAGGCAGGGCUCUUGGCUUGGGGUGGGGGCUGCAGUUUGGUCUCUGCUGUCAGAGCUAUUCGGUCAGAUAACUCUGUUACCAAUAGUUAAUAAAAGGAGAAAAGUAUAAAAAGCUGAAGGCUGUUUCUUCUCGUUCCCCGGUGAUGUCAGCCACGAGGUGGCUGCAGAAUCGUGUCUGCCUCUGUGGGCCACUCCUCCCCAUGUGAAGAAGUCAGCUGGUGCCUUGGUUCUGUUUUGUCCAGCACCAGUUACACUUCUGUCAAUAAAUCCUACCUUCCCUGUGCAAUGGCUUUUCUCCUAAAAAGUAGGAAGGAGUGUUCCCACACAGGGCUGCGUGCCGCUCAGUAUUUAUAGCUGUUAUUUGAGAGGAGGGUUUGUAUCAAAUCUAGCAAAUGAGGAGCUGACUCACAGCUGGGAGUGAAUAUUUCAGUACUGAGUUAUUACAUGGGAAGAAAUUGUUGAACAGUGUGGCUGCACCAAAGAAUGAGCUGCAUGCUGCUCCUUGAAGAGUCAACAUUUAUGUGUUUCAUGCUAUUUUUCUAAGACCCACUGAUACUGUAUACAUCAAGUGGGAAAAGAUGCUGUGUUGGAAUGAGGUACAGAGCUGCUUCCUCUUGGCUUUUUUAGCUGUUGCAGCUUACUCUGUCAGUGAUGCCCAGGGCCAAGUGUCCCCACCAACAAGGCUAAGGUAUAAUGUAGUCAAUCCUGACAGUGUACAGAUCUCUUGGAAAGCCCCCAAAGGGCAAUUCAGUGGAUAUAAGCUGCUUGUCACUCCAAGUUCAGGUGGAAAAACCAAUCAACUAAUUCUUCAAAACACUGCAACCAAAGCAAUUAUUCAGGGUCUCAUUCCAGAUCAAAACUAUGCCCUUCAGAUCAUUGCAUUCAGUGAUGACAAGGAGAGUAAGCCAGCCCAAGGCCAGUUCAGAAUUAAAGAUAUAGAGAGAAGAAAAGAAACAAGUAAAUCCAAGGUGAAGGAUCCAGAAAAAACAAAUGCGAGUAAACCAACUCCAGAAGGAAACCUGUUUACCUGUAAAACUCCAGCUAUUGCAGAUAUUGUGAUUCUAGUAGAUGGCUCCUGGAGUAUUGGCCGAUUCAAUUUCAGACUUGUUCGACUAUUCCUGGAAAAUCUCGUUUCUGCUUUCAAUGUGGGGUCUGAGAAAACAAGAGUAGGUCUUGCACAGUACAGUGGUGAUCCCCGAAUUGAAUGGCAUUUGAAUGCCUAUGGCACAAAAGAUGCUGUCUUGGAUGCAGUCCGUAAUCUACCAUAUAAAGGAGGGAAUACGCUAACAGGUCUUGCGUUAACUUACAUUUUGGAGAACAGCUUUAAGCCUGAAGCUGGUGCAAGGCCUGGGGUAUCUAAAAUCGGUAUAUUGAUCACCGAUGGGAAAUCCCAAGAUGAUGUUAUCCCUCCUGCUAAAAACCUACGGGAUGCAGGCAUUGAGCUGUUUGCUAUUGGUGUGAAGAAUGCAGAUAUAAAUGAACUCAAAGAAAUUGCCUCUGAACCUGACAGUACACACGUUUACAAUGUUGCUGACUUCAACUUCAUGAAUUCUAUUGUCGAAGGGCUUACCAGAACAGUGUGUUCACGAGUAGAGGAACAGGAAAAGGAAAUCAAAGGAACAAUUGCUGCUUCACUUGGAGCUCCCACAGAUUUGGUCACAUCUGAUAUAACAGCUAGAGGAUUCCGUGUUAGCUGGACUCAUUCUCCAGGCAAAGUGGAAAAAUACAGAGUUGUGUAUUAUCCCACUCGAGGAGGACAGCCUGAAGAGGUUGUGGUAGAUGGAAGUUCAUCAACGGCAGUUCUUAAAAACCUGAUGUCUUUAACCGAAUACCAGAUCGCUGUAUUUGCAAUAUACUCAAAUGCUGCUAGUGAGGGCCUCCGUGGAACUGAAACUACACUUGCCUUGCCAAUGGCAUCAGAUCUGAAACUGUAUGAUGUGUCACACAGCAGCAUGAGAGCUAAGUGGAAUGGAGUAGCGGGUGCCACAGGUUACAUGAUCUUGUAUGCUCCCCUGACAGAAGGGUUGGCUGCAGAUGAAAAGGAGAUAAAAAUUGGUGAGGCCUCAACUGAACUUGAACUGGAUGGACUAUUGCCGAAUACAGAAUAUACAGUCACAGUUUAUGCCAUGUUUGGAGAAGAAGCUAGUGAUCCCCUUACUGGACAAGAAACAACAUUACCUCUAAGUCCCCCAUCAAACUUGAAGUUUUCUGAUGUUGGACACAAUAGUGCUAAGCUAACAUGGGAUCCUGCUUCCAAAAAUGUGAAGGGCUAUCGCAUCAUGUACGUUAAAACAGAUGGAACAGAAACCAAUGAGGUGGAAGUUGGUCCUGUUUCAACACAUACUUUAAAAAGUCUGACGGCCCUUACAGAAUAUACUGUUGCUAUUUUCUCCCUGUAUGAUGAAGGACAAUCUGAACCACUUACUGGCAGCUUUACCACAAGAAAAGUUCCACCUCCCCAGCAUUUGGAAGUUGAUGAAGCAUCAACAGAUAGUUUUAGGGUCAGCUGGAAACCCACCUCCUCAGAUAUUGCUUUUUACAGAUUGGCAUGGAUUCCUUUGGAUGGAGGGGAAUCUGAAGAGGUUGUUUUAAGUGGAGAUGCAGACAGUUAUGUUAUUGAGGGUUUGUUGCCCAACACAGAAUAUGAAGUUUCUUUGCUGGCAGUUUUUGAUGAUGAAACCGAAAGUGAAGUUGUUGCUGUUCUUGGAGCUACAAUUGUGGGAACUACUGCAAUACCUACCACCGUCAUUACUACAACUACUACCACUGCAACGACUCCUAAGCCCACCAUAGCAGUUUUUCGAACAGGAGUCAGAAAUCUUGUUAUAGAUGAUGAAACAACCUCAAGUCUGAGGGUGGUGUGGGACAUUUCAGAUCACAAUGCUCAGCAGUUCAGAGUGACCUAUCUCACAGCCAAAGGUGACCGUGCCGAGGAAGCGGUAAGAACGAUAAUGGUGCCUGGGAGACAGAACACUCUUCUGCUUCAGCCUCUGCUACCCGAUACGGAAUAUAAAGUUACAAUUACUCCAAUCUAUGCUGAUGGUGAGGGAGUCAGUGUCUCAGCUCCUGGCAAAACGUUACCCUUAUCUGCUCCUAGAAAUUUACGUGUCUCAGAUGAAUGGUACAACAGAUUACGUAUUAGUUGGGAUGCCCCACCAUCACCAACUAUGGGUUACAGAAUUGUCUACAAAUCUAUCAAUGUCCCUGGUCCUGCAUUGGAGACCUUUGUAGGAGAUGAUAUUAAUACCAUUCUCAUUUUAAAUCUCUUCAGUGGAACGGAGUACAGUGUGAAAGUAUUUGCUUCAUACUCAACAGGCUUCAGUGAUGCCCUAACAGGCGUAGCCAAAACCUUGUACCUCGGUGUGACAAAUUUGGAUACAUAUCAAGUCCGCAUGACUAGUCUCUGUGCUCAGUGGCAGCUUCACAGACAUGCUACUGCAUACAGAGUAGUUAUAGAAUCACUUGUGGAUGGGAAAAAACAAGAGGUAAAUCUUGGUGGAGGGGUGCCCAGACAUUGCUUCUUUGAACUAAUGCCUGGAACUGAAUAUAAAAUCAGUGUCCAUGCACAGCUUCAAGAGAUAGAGGGCCCUGCUGUAAGCAUCAUGGAGACAACAUUACCAUUUCCAACUCAGCCACCAACUUCUCCUUCAACAACACCACCACCACCUACAAUCCCUCCUGCAAAAGAAGUAUGCAAAGCAGCCAAAGCUGACCUGGUGUUCCUAGUGGAUGGGUCAUGGAGUAUUGGAGAUGACAAUUUCAAUAAAAUAAUAAGCUUUCUGUAUAGUACUGUUGGAGCUUUGGAUAAGAUUGGCCCUGAUGGAACACAGGUGGCAAUAAUUCAAUUCAGUGAUGAUCCCAGGACAGAAUUUAAGUUGAAUGCAUACAAAACAAAAGAGACUCUUCUUGAGGCCAUUCAGCAAAUAGCCUACAAAGGAGGAAAUACCAAAACAGGCAAAGCCAUUAAACAUGCAAGAGAAGUCUUGUUUACUGGAGAGGCAGGCAUGAGAAAGGGCAUUCCAAAGGUUUUGGUUGUCAUUACUGAUGGGCGAUCACAGGACGAUGUGAACAAAGUCUCCAGAGAAAUGCAACUAGAUGGUUUCAGCUUUUUUGCUAUAGGAGUUGCUGAUGCUGAUUACUCAGAGUUAGUUAAUAUUGGCAGCAAGCCCAGUGAAAGACACGUCUUCUUUGUGGAUGACUUUGAUGCCUUUACAAAGAUUGAAGAUGAGCUGAUUACUUUUGUUUGUGAAACUGCAUCAGCAACUUGUCCACUGGUAUUUAAAGAUGGCGACAACUUUGCAGGAUUUAAAAUGAUGGAAAUGUUUGGCUUGGUUGAGAAGGAAUUUUCAGCCAUUGAUGGAGUUUCAAUGGAACCUGGUACAUUUAAUGUUUACCCAUGUUACAGACUGCACAAGGAUGCCCUGGUGUCCCAGCCUACAAAAUAUUUGCAUCCUGAAGGUCUCCCUUCAGAUUACACCAUUACAUUUCUCUUUCGUAUACUUCCCGAUACACCUCAGGAACCAUUUGCUCUUUGGGAGAUUUUAAAUGAACAAUAUGAACCACUGGUUGGAGUUAUUUUAGAUAAUGGUGGUAAAACUCUGACUUUCUUUAACUAUGACUACAAAGGAGAUUUUCAAACUGUGACUUUUGAAGGUCCUGAAAUAAGAAAGAUAUUUUAUGGAAGUUUUCAUAAGCUGCAUGUUGUUAUCAGCAAGACUACAGCCAAGAUAAUUAUUGACUGCAAAGAAGCAGGUGAGAAAACCAUUAAUGCAGCAGGGAACAUUAGUUCUGAUGGCAUAGAAGUGCUGGGAAGAAUGGUGAGAUCCAGAGGACCAAGAGACAACUCUGCACCAUUGCAAUUGCAGAUGUUUGACAUUGUUUGUGCUACCUCAUGGGCCAAUCGAGACAAAUGUUGUGAGCUUCCUGGCUUGAGAGAUGAGGAAAAUUGCCCUGCCCUUCCUCAUGCUUGUUCCUGUUCAGAAGCUAAUAAGGGUCCUCUGGGACCUCCAGGACCUCCGGGUGGUCCAGGUGUCAGAGGUGCCAAAGGUCAUCGUGGAGAUCCAGGUCCAAAGGGACCAGAUGGACCUCGAGGUGAAAUUGGUGUUCCUGGACCUCAAGGACCUCCAGGACCACAAGGACCCAGUGGACUUUCUAUUCAAGGCCUUCCAGGGCCACCGGGUGAAAAGGGAGAGAAAGGAGAUCUUGGUUUUCCUGGCCUGCAGGGUGUCCCAGGAGCAUCAGGUUCACCUGGAAGAGAUGGAGCUCAAGGUCAAAGGGGCCUUCCUGGCAAAGAUGGACCCACAGGCCCACAAGGACCACCUGGCCCAGUUGGCAUACCUGGUGCUCCAGGUGUUCCAGGUAUUACAGGAAGCCAGGGGCCACAAGGUGAUGUUGGAGCUCCUGGUGCUCCUGGACCUAAAGGUGAAAGAGGUGAACGGGGUGAUCUCCAGUCCCAAGCAAUGGUGCGUGCUGUUGCUCGUCAAGUGUGUGAACAACUCAUCCAGGGUCAUAUGGCCAGAUAUAACUCCAUUCUGAACCAGAUACCAAGCCAGUCUGUCUCAACACGAACUAUUGCAGGACCUCCUGGGGAACCAGGUCGGCCAGGGGCUCCAGGGCCACAGGGUGAGCAAGGAUCACCAGGCAUGCAAGGAUUCCCAGGAAAUCCUGGUCAACCAGGAAGACCAGGAGAAAGAGGUUUACCAGGUGAGAAAGGAGACAGAGGCAAUCCAGGUGUUGGAACUCAAGGACCCCGAGGCCCACCAGGAUCUACAGGACCUCCAGGCGAGAGCCGAACUGGCAGCCCAGGCCCACCAGGCUCUCCAGGCCCACGAGGCCCUGCUGGCCACACCGGGCCCCCUGGCUCCCAGGGCCCUGCCGGCCCCCCGGGGUACUGUGACCCCUCCUCCUGUGCUGGCUAUGGUAUGGGAGGUGGAUACGGUGAGCCAACUGAUCAAGACAUCCCAGUAGUGCAGUUGCCACAUAACUCCUACCAAAUCUAUGACCCCGAGGACCUUUAUGAUGGUGAGCAACAGCCGUACGUAGUUCACGGGUCCUACCCUUUACCAUCCCCAUACUCCCAGUCCUCCUAUCCAUCACCUCAUCUUGCUCAACCAGAGUUUACUCCAGUUCGAGAAGAGAUGGAAGCCGUUGAGCUGAGAUCCCCCGGAAUUAGUCGCUUCAGAAGGAAGAUAGCCAAAAGAAGCAUCAAGACUCUGGAACACAAAAGGGAAAAUGCAAAAGAGCCCUCUCAAUGAACUGUUUAGAAAGGGAAAUAUUUUAUGUGCAUCUGUAUUUGGCCCCCUGUCCAAGUGCCUAAUCUGUUGUUGAAGAUGUUUACAGGCUCUUAUAUUAAAGAAAAAUACAUGUACCAGACCAGUUGAAACAAGAAAUAAAGGUAAAAUUAUCUUGCAUGCCAGAAACUUAGUAUGUUAGUGGGUGAUGAUGGAAGAUCACUUUCAGAUCUUUCUCCAGAGUACAGUAUUCAAGCUGUACCUGAAAAAAUGCAUCUGGUUAGUUGGUGUAGAUAGAACCGUUCAACAAAGUUUAUGUUUUGUUACCCAUGUUUUUGCAGCUGACUGUUCUGUUAGUUUUGGAUGAAUUGCUUUUACUAGCAGAGUAACACUACUAAAUUCACCAGAAAAAAGUACAUAAUCAGGUUUCCUUAAAACCUUUCGCAAAGAAGUCUUAUCUUAACGGUAUUUGUUUUUAACCCACAUUAUGCAAACACUCGAGAAUGUUCUGUGGGAGUACACUGAUAAUUUAUUGUGAACCUCUUUCAUUUCUGUUUUGUAUGCAAAUAAAAGUGGCAAGCUUUUA